AGUAGGCGGAGAAAGCAGAGGAGGACCGGCAGGCCAAGCUUUCCUAGCCUGACGGCAGCCAUUUCGGAACGUACCUCCCAGCCCUCUUUAGCUACUUAGCGCCUCCGGGCCUGGGAACACCUGCUCCUUGGCUCAGUCUGGCGCCACCGGCAUCACGGAACUGUACUUCCCAGAGACGUCACACCGGGAGACUUCCGGUUCCCGCUCUUGGGACUGGACUCUCACGUGCAGGAGCCAGUCCUCGCUGGGCUCUAGCGGGCUUCUGAUGGAGGAGCUACUCCUCUGGGAGGACAGAAAUUAGCAGCAGCCUCUGUCACCAUCCAAAGAUCACAACCCAUGAAACCAUUGAGUUUGUGCCUUGUAUCAGAAAGCAAAGGAGAAUGAAAAAGCACAGCUAACAUUGCUUGAGGAUCUAGGCGAUUAAUUCUUUAGACUGUCAUCAUGGGUAUCCGAGGACUGAUGAGUUUUGUGGAAGAUCAUAGUAAUGAGUUCUUCACUGAUUUGAAGUUGCGGGACACAAAAAUUGUCAUUGAUGGUUAUGCUCUUUUCCACCGUCUUUGCUUCAGUUCAAACUUGGAUCUCCGGUAUGGAGGGGACUAUGAUUCUUUUGCAGAUGUUGUACAAAAAUUCUUUGAAUCACUGUUUGCUUGUAAUAUAUGCCCAUAUGUUGUAUUAGAUGGAGGAUGUGACAUUUCAGAUAAAAAGCUUACAACUUUAAAGGAUAGAGCUAGAGAGAAGAUCCAGAUGGCCCAUUCCCUUUCUGUUGGUGGGAGUGGGUAUGUAUGUCCCUUACUCAUCCGGGAAGUAUUCAUACAGGUUUUGAUCAAGCUGCGGGUAUGUUUUGUCCAGUGCUUUUCAGAAGCAGAUCGGGACAUUAUGACACUUGCUAACCAUUGGAAUUGCCCUGUGUUAUCGUCAGAUAGUGACUUUUGCAUUUUUGACCUGAAAACUGGGUUUUGCCCAUUGAAUAGCUUUCAGUGGAGAAAUAUGAACACUAUUAAGGGCACACAAAACUAUAUCCCUGCCAAAUGCUUUUCCCUUGAUGCAUUCUGCCAUCACUUCAGCAAUAUGAAUAAAGCUCUACUACCUCUCUUUGCGGUGCUAUGUGGAAAUGACCAUGUUAAUCUACCCAUCAUGGAGACAUUCUUAAGUAAAGCACGUCUUCCUCUUGGAGCUACCAGUUCUAAAGGGAGGAGACACCACCGAAUCCUGGGACUUCUGAAUUGGUUGUCUCAUUUUGCCAACCCUACCGAAGCACUAGAUAAUGUUCUGAAAUACCUCCCAAAAAAGGAUCGAGAAAAUGUUAAGGAACUUCUCUGCUGUUCCAUGGAAGAAUACCAACAGUCCCAGGUGAAGCUACAGGACUUCUUCCAGUGUGGUACUUAUGUCUGUCCAGAUGCCUUGAAUCUUGGUUUACCAGAAUGGGUAUUAGUGGCUUUAGCUAAAGGCCAGCUAUCGCCUUUCAUCAGUGAUGCUUUGGUCCUAAGACGGACCAUUCUUCCCACACAGGUGGAAAACAUGCAGCAACCAAAUGCCCACAGAAUAUCUCAGCCCAUCAGGCAAAUCAUCUAUGGGCUUCUUUUAAAUGCCUCACCACAUCUGGACAAGACAUCCUGGAAUGCAUUGCCUCCUCAGCCUCUAGCUUUCAGUGAAGUGGAAAGGAUUAAUAAAAAUAUCAGAACCUCAAUCGUUGAUGCAGUAGAACUGGCCAAGGAUCAUUCUGACUUAAGCAGAUUGACUGAGCUCUCCUUGAGGAGGCGGCAGAUGCUUCUGUUAGAAACCCUGAAGGUGAAACACACCAUUCUGGAGCCAAUCCCUACUUCACUGAAGUUGCCCAUUGCUGUCAGUUGCUACUGGUUGCAGCACACCGAGACCAAAGCAAAGCUACAUCAUCUACAAUCCUUACUGCUCACAAUGCUAGUGGGGCCCUUGAUUGCCAUAAUCAACAGCCCUGGAAAUGUGGACCCUGUACCCAGGCAGGCUCAGUGUCUUGCUCCUCGCUAGUUGGUAAAAGGUAAGGAAGAGCUGCAGGAAGAUGGUGCUAAGAUGUUGUAUGCAGAGUUCCAAAGAGUGAAGGCGCAGACACGGCUGGGCACAAGACUGGACUUAGACACAGC
This is a messenger RNA of Gorilla gorilla gorilla (western lowland gorilla), 2117 nucleotides long. It is a transcript of the gene ASTE1, whose product is annotated as asteroid homolog 1. The coding region runs from base 442 to 2004 and encodes 520 amino acids. Gene Ontology annotation, molecular function: nuclease activity. The record is from RefSeq and is a predicted model, not a curated record. Lineage: Eukaryota; Metazoa; Chordata; Mammalia; Primates; Hominidae. The transcript has 6 exons.